This is a messenger RNA of Monomorium pharaonis (pharaoh ant), 3295 nucleotides long. RefSeq names its product homeotic protein ocelliless. Gene Ontology annotation, cellular component: nucleus. Gene Ontology annotation, biological process: regulation of transcription by RNA polymerase II. Lineage: Eukaryota; Metazoa; Arthropoda; Insecta; Hymenoptera; Formicidae. Bases 1417 to 2586 code for a protein of 389 amino acids. The transcript has 4 exons. Gene Ontology annotation, molecular function: RNA polymerase II cis-regulatory region sequence-specific DNA binding; DNA-binding transcription factor activity, RNA polymerase II-specific. The record is from RefSeq and is a predicted model, not a curated record.
CGCACACGCGCGCACGUACGAGAGAAUCACGAGCCGCCGUGUGUCCCAGAAGCGAGAGAGAGCGCCUCGCUCCCCUUCCUCUCUCACGAGGCACCACAUACUCACGCAUACGAGCGAUCGCCGUGGGCCCGUCCUCCAUAUCCAACGCGCGCAUUCUCGCUUCCAUCAGCUGCCUCUCUCUCUCCCUUCUCCUCUACUUCUUCUUCACCCCGCCGCCGUUAUCCGCCCCCUGCCCCUCCCCUCCCUUCUCCCAACGGUUGGUCCGCGACACCACCGUGUAUCUCCCGGCAUCAACACGGACACAGGCAGACGCGCCACGGCAGCCGUCCCCGGAGCGGAGCGUGCGGGUUCCACGGGGAUACGCAGGCAGGUCAGUUCGGAGGCUCGCGGAUGACAGCAGCGCGGGGAACGUGGUGAAAACGGGGUGGAGGAUAAGAGGGGGAGGUCGUGCGAUUCAGCAGCAGCAGCAGGGCACGCGUUUUCAGCACCGCCAAACGGCGGUACCACGAAGCGCGCGCGCGCGCGCCGUCGCUGUCGCUGUCGUUGUCGUUGUCGUUGUCGUCGUCGUCGUCGUCGUCGUCGCGUCGUCGCCCUGCCACCGUCGUCGGCGUUGAGGGAACCAGCAGCAGCAGCAGCAGCAGCAGCAUCAUCCGGGAGGUAACGCUCGCUCGCGCGCGCGCGAGACGGACGAUAUGCGGCGAAGUGAGUAGUAGCCCCACGCACGUUUCCGACGCGCGGACCACACGCCGGAAGGAAGAACGGACCUUCGAACCACCAACGAGUGAGUAAUCAUCGUCGUCGUCGUCGUCGUCGUCUUUCCGCUGGUAGCGGUUUCCCGCGACGUCCUAGGACCGCGAAUUUUCCCCGCUCCACCCCCGAUCAUCCGCGUCGGACGGCAACGAGAUCCGUUCCGUCACGCGCGUAUGUCGCGCGAGCCGCGUACUCGUACUCCUCCGACGCUUCCGGUGUGACGCGCCGUUCGCCGUUCGGGAUGAUCAAGAUUCGCGAGUGAGGACGUACGACGAGGAGCGAACCGGAAGCAGGAAGAAGAGGAGGCGGAAGAAGAGGGAACGCUCGAGGGGCCACGUGCGUGAGAACAUUCUCGAGAAGCAUCACUGACAGUUGCUGCCAGGGAUACCGUCCUCGGUCGGCACGGAGAGGCAGCGAGAGCACCCCAAGGACGAGUCGAAAAAGGUGGAAGAGUGUCACGACGGCAGCGCAUUGCCGGAAGAAUACACGCCAAGGCUAACGAAGGACAGCGCGUUUCGGCCAUUUCACGCGAACAGCGCUGUUCAUCGGCUGGAGAACAGCUGGUGGCCGCGCGAUCAAGAGGGUGGGAGUCACGCGAUAAGGGAGCGUGAUAACAACGCCGUCGUGGCGGGUGAACUGGUUUCUCGCUUCGCGGGCUGCCUGAAUAUGGCGGGUUACCUGAAGGCAGCGGGGGCAACCUGCGCCUCGACCGGAAACCCUCAUCAAUACCACCCACACGGUCACCCGAUGGGAGUCGGCACUCAUCCGCACCCUCACUCACAUCCGCAUCCCGGCGCGCAUCCCGGUUUGCCGUCGCACUUCGCCCUCACCUCGCACGCCCAUACGCAUCAUGCGCUCGAACACGGACUGGCGGCUGCGUUUCCACAGGGAAUGAAUCAACGUAAGCAACGUCGCGAGAGGACGACCUUCACCAGAGCUCAGCUGGAUGUGCUGGAAGGGCUAUUCUCUAAAACGAGAUAUCCGGACAUCUUUAUGCGAGAGGAGGUUGCUCUUAAGAUCAACCUGCCAGAGUCGCGAGUCCAGGUUUGGUUUAAGAAUCGUCGAGCCAAGUGCAGACAGCAAUUGCAACAACAUCAACAACAGCAACAGCAGCAACAGCAACAACAGCAGACCCCUCCGUCAAAGGGUUCGCCCAGAUCGAAUCAGAAUCACAGCAAUAGCAGCACCGGCAGCAGGAUAUCGACGAGCUCAUCGACGACGCCCAGCAGGCGAUCCUCGCCGGAUUCGCCAGCGCAAGGUAGGGAAGCACCAGUAGCAGGAAAUUCUCCGCUAUCGACUCCACUCCUAUCGACACAGUCGACGUAUCCUCGGGUUGGAACGACACCAACUGGCGGCAGCGGGGCCAACAGCAAUCUGACAACCCCGUCGCCGCCGUUGACACCGAGCUCCAACCAAUUGCAGCCGUCGUCCUAUCCGAGCGCGAUGAAUCAGAUUCAUCACGGUGAGACUUACAGCUUCGGCUGGAGCUCGGCGGGAUCUGCCUCUGUGAACCACAGUCAAUACGCCGGCCAAGGUUAUAACGCUUACGCCCAAACCCCGGGCGUGUACGGUGGCGAUUAUUAUCAAGCUCAGAUUCCCCACAUGCACCAUAGCCCGCAGGCUAACUACCAUCACCCGCAGUAUCAUCCUAAUAUGACGCUCACCCCGUCCAUGUCACAUUUGACCAGUCAUCAUCUGAAUCCGGUGACUAGUCAGACGCAAGCUACCAGCAACGAUAUAGCGGUUGCUGCUGCUGCCGCCGCUGCUGCCGCCGCGUCGAGCGACGAAGCCACCGGUUACGUGCUGCCUGAACAGAAGUAUCCGCCGUUAGUAUAGCGGUCCAGCAGGUCCUCCGGGAUCUUUCAACGGGGCCAGGAGACCGCGAGCACGGCCGGUACCUCAAUGCCCUACCAUUGGCGAUUGAACACGGCGAUUUGUCAUGAAAUCAAUGGCAAUCUGGACUCCGACGACAACUGAUCGUCCGGGGAUUUCGCUAAAACAAUUCGCUAGACGUGCUCCAGACUUGAUGGGUAUGAUAAUUCGAAUCAGUGCGCGAAUCAAUUAUACGAACGUUCUGUAUUCGAAAUGACUGUGACGACAGAUUUAGCCAAUACCGCAGCAAUCGCGUAUAUAUAUCCCUCACUAAGCUUAAAACAAAAAGAAACAAUAAUGACAACUUAAUUUUAAUUCGAUAUUAUUUUACAGUUAUUGUAAAAAUUUUCCCAAACAAUGCGCAUGCACCUGCGAAUAAAAUCGAAAACAAACCUAUGAAAAUACACAAUGAAAAACAUUUGAAUUAUAAUUUGAAUUAUAAUUUGAAUUAUACUUAUAUCAGAACUGAUCCUCGUUAAAAUUAAAAUUACAAUUUUUGAGUUUUUAGCAUUAGUGUUAAUUUAACAUGUGAUAAUGUUAUUUAAAUAUGUAUUUGACAUUUCUUUGCGUUAAAACAUAAAUUAAACAUAAUUUAUAAGUAAAUAAACAACAUAAAAAUUAUGUAGUUUUGAAAUGUUAUUUCUAAGUUACAGCAAUAAAAUAUACGUAUCAA